Messenger RNA from Olea europaea var. sylvestris, 2019 nucleotides. Its product is annotated as eukaryotic peptide chain release factor GTP-binding subunit ERF3A-like. The transcript has 19 exons. Lineage: Eukaryota; Viridiplantae; Streptophyta; Magnoliopsida; Lamiales; Oleaceae. Bases 150 to 1682 code for a protein of 510 amino acids. Gene Ontology annotation, cellular component: translation release factor complex. Gene Ontology annotation, biological process: translation. Gene Ontology annotation, molecular function: translation release factor activity; GTPase activity; GTP binding. The record is from RefSeq and is a predicted model, not a curated record.
GCAGCCCAAUUACGUGUCGAGCCUAGAAUACCAUAAAGCGGUUCAAGAAACAGGACAGCAUAAACUGAUAAACCUCCUGAGCAAGGCCACACCGCGUAACUAUUCGGAACGACGACAAACCCUAAUACCAUAUAAACGGAAUUUCGACCAUGGAUAUUGAGGAGGAUAUCAAAGCUUUGCAGCUUGAUUCGGCUGCAGAAGAUAGUGUAGUGGCUGAAGAUAUGAAACUUGAGGAAGUGGAAAAACCUGAUAUGGUGGAAGACCCGGCACACGCAAAUUUCAAACCAGCACAAGUUGAACUGAAUGAUGUCACAGAAGUGAGAGAAAAGGAACGGUCAGCUCCUGAGGAAUUUGAAGAUGAGGUGGAGGGCAAUAAAAAGAGGCACUUGAAUGUUGUUUUCAUUGGUCAUGUUGACGCUGGCAAGUCCACAACUGGAGGACAAAUAUUAUUUCUCAGUGGUCAAGUCGAUGAUCGAACCAUCCAGAAGUACGAGAAAGAAGCAAAAGAUAAAAGUAGAGAGAGUUGGUACAUGGCUUACAUUAUGGAUACAAAUGAAGAGGAGAGGACUAAGGGAAAAACAGUUGAAGUUGGAAGAGCUCACUUUGAAACAGAAACUACAAGAUUUACAAUUUUGGAUGCCCCGGGUCACAAAAGUUACGUGCCUAACAUGAUCAGUGGUGCAUCACAAGCUGAUAUAGGUGUCCUAGUAAUUUCUGCUCGGAAGGGAGAAUUUGAAACUGGAUACGAGAGAGGUGGACAGACACGUGAACACGUCCAACUUGCAAAAACUUUGGGAGUCUCAAAGUUGCUAGUUGUUGUGAACAAAAUGGAUGAUCCUACUGUGAACUGGUCAAAAGAAAGAUAUGAUGAGAUUGAGUCAAAAAUGAUACCAUUUCUUAGGUCUUCGGGUUAUAAUGUGAAGAAAGAUGUUCUGUUUCUUCCAAUAUCUGGGCUUAUGGGGACAAAUAUGAAAACAAGAUUGGACAAAAGUGUUUGUUCGUGGUGGAAUGGUCCAUGUCUUUUUGAAGCUCUCGAUGCCAUUGAAGUUCCUAUUCGGGAUCCAAAAGGUCCAUUUAGGCUGCCUAUUAUUGAUAAAUUCAAGGACAUGGGAACUGUUGUUAUGGGCAAAGUUGAAUCCGGUAGUAUUUGCGAAGGUGACUCCGUGCUUAUCAUGCCAAAUAAGGCCCAGGUGAAAGUUCUUGCUAUUUUCUGUGAUGAAGAUAGAGUCAGGCUUGCAGGUCCUGGUGAAAACUUGCGAGUCAGAGUAUCUGGGAUCGAGGAAGAGGAUAUCUUAACCGGUUUCGUUCUGUCUAGCAUCUCACAACCGAUAGCGGCUGUUUCCGAGUUUGUCGCCCAGUUGCAGAUUCUAGAGUUGCUUGAUAAUGCUAUCUUUACUGCUGGGUAUAAGGCUGUUUUACACAUCCAUGCGGUUGUUGAGGAAUGUGAGAUUGUUGAGUUGCAGCAGCAGAUUGAUCCAAAAACAAAAAAGCCUAUGAAAAAGAAGCCUCUCUUUGUCAAAAAUGGUGCAGUAGUUGUAUGCCGCAUUCAGGUAACUAACUUGAUAUGUGUUGAGAACUUCUCUGAUUUUCCACAGCUAGGACGAUUCACUCUUCGUACUGAAGGGAAAACCGUUGCUGUGGGUAAAGUAACUGGUCUUCCUACUGCAAGGGAUGGCAUAUAAACAGUUUUAGCAUUAGAGGUAAGUUGAGCCAACAAUGAAGAUCUAUCGACUCUUCCAAGCAGCAGAAGGGUGUUUGCAACUAGUGGCAGAUUGAUUUUGAUAUAAAAUUUUACCUUUUCUGUUGCACAUUAUUUGAGGUGUCCGUGAGUUUUGAUGAUACACGUAAGUUAAUAGCUUUGUCGAGAUUUUUCCUCAAUGGUAUCAAAGUACUCCUCAUUUCAAAUCCAGGUGGUUAUAUUUAUUGUAAAAUCAUUACAUUUAUGAAGUCAUUUGGUGAACAAGACUAUUAAAUUAUCUUAUUUGUUGAUGUAAUAUUUUGAUGAUAGAAAAUUCUGCA